This is a messenger RNA of Penicillium malachiteum, 897 nucleotides long. Its product is annotated as putative cyclin. The coding region runs from base 1 to 897 and encodes 298 amino acids. The transcript has 2 exons. Gene Ontology annotation, cellular component: nucleus. Gene Ontology annotation, molecular function: cyclin-dependent protein serine/threonine kinase regulator activity. Gene Ontology annotation, biological process: regulation of transcription by RNA polymerase II. The record is from RefSeq and is a predicted model, not a curated record. Lineage: Eukaryota; Fungi; Ascomycota; Eurotiomycetes; Eurotiales; Aspergillaceae.
AUGACAGCUACCGGACUAAAACAGCUAUCCAAUGCUCUCGCCACUCCGGAUCAACUUUCAAAUUCUUCCUCGUCGAUCGAUGGCGUGCCCUCUGAUCUUGAAACGUCGAUCCGUGUCGCUGGGGCCCAGCUGACCCAGACUGCUGGCGUUUUACUGGGUCUAUCGCAGGAUAAUAUCAGCCAAGCUAUUGUUAUUUUUACUCGAUUUUGGUUGGGAGCAGAUGGAGGAAGCUUACGAAUCUACUCGACCAAGGAUGUUUCAGCUGCCGCACUUUACAUGACAGCCAAACUCUCGUUUCAACCCACAUCCCCACGUUCGGUACUUAAUGUAUAUACUCUUCUAUGCUCCUCAGAUACUUCGCCAUUAUGGUUUGUGAACCCGAAAGGAGCCCCCGACGAGGCUCCAGCUAUGGAGAGCUAUCUUCUCACUGAGGGGGAAUACCAAUUCGCGCGACUUACCCUCUUACGCAUCGAGUCCGUCAUCCUACGAAUCCUCGGUUUCGAUACACAUGUCGCACUUCCUCACACUAUCGCUCUUACAUAUCUACAAACCCUCGGUGCGACAAGACCGGCUGUUGCCCGCCGUGUAGUGGAACAUCUUAAUGCGGCACUUCUGUCACCUCAGCUACUUUACGUAACACAUCAACCAAAUGCGCUCGCCGUGGCAGCGAUAUACCUUGCAGCACGCGAAGAAGGGAUAAAGCUGGUGGAUGGUAACUGGUGGGAAGUCUUUGAUGUGGAUCGAGAAGAGCUUGGAUUCCUGGUCGUGGGCAUGAGAAGUCUCGAGGGCUUUAUGCGGAGGGAGAUGGAGCAGUGGAAAAACAAGACCAUCCCUCUGGUAGUCGACGACCUCGAUUCUGAAAUCGAGCGACGCCGUAUGAUGGUUGAAGGCGAAUGA